Closterium sp. NIES-67 is the source of this 2742-nucleotide messenger RNA. The record is from the annotation of a GenBank genome assembly. NCBI's taxonomy places the organism in Eukaryota, Viridiplantae, Streptophyta, Zygnematophyceae, Desmidiales, Closteriaceae.
AGUAGACCAACUUCUUCCAUGGCUUCCUGUCAGUCUCCCUGUCCUUAGUAGUCCAGCACUCUUAAUUUCAACGGUAAGCUAAGGAAUAAGCUUUUGACUGACCGAGUAAGCAUUGCAGCGGUUGACGGUACAUUCAGCAACCAAGUAGGCGUUCCAGUGACUUGAGUCAGCAUUUCUGUGAUCAAACAAGGAGUUUCAGGGAUCAAGCAUAAUAGCGACGAAGUAUUUCGGAAUCUAGUCGUUUUAACGACUAAGCAUUUCAGCGACGAAGCAUUUCAGCAACUAAGCAUUUCAGCGACGAAGCAUUUCAGCAACUAAGCAUUUCAGCGACUAAGCAUUCAGCAUCAGGCAUCUCAGCGACUUGUUAAGUGUGAUCGCCGUCCCGCGCACCAGAGCGACCUGCCUGGCACAGGUGACGAGCAAUUACUCAGCAACGAGCACAUGUGGCGACGAGGCUUAGAUCCGCUGAGAAAGCUGACACGUGGCGACCUGCGAGGCGUGGGACAGAUUGACGCAUGGCGAGCUCUCGCAUCUUCCGUUCAUCCCACUCCUCUACCAGCACCAGCGCCGAGCCUCCCUAUUCACUCGAACGGACCUGCCGAAGCUGCUCGGUUGGCUCGGGCCGAAUCAGCGGCAGACGUCAGGCUGACAGCAGGGUUUUUAGCAGCGGCUGCUGCAGCAGCAGCAGCUGGCUCAGUCGUGGCCUUGGGAUUGUCGCCAGUGUAUGCCGAGGCACCAGAGGCGGAAAGCAGCAACUCUGAUGCGGGUGUAGGGCGAGAGGGCUCCAAUGGCGCUGUUGGGACAGCGCUGGUGGGAUCGGAAGGUGCAGGGCCCGUGGGGUCAGUUGGUGCGGGGCCAGUGGGGCCAGCAGUGGGCAACAAGCACACGGCACGAUGGCGGGUGUUCACAGACCGAGGCAGAGAGCUGUUCUCGCAGGGUCGCUUACGGGAUGCAGAGCGGUACCUGCAACGGGCAGUGGAGGAGGCGAAGGAAGGGUUUGGUCCCUCUGAUCCGCACGUGGCGUCCAGCUGCAACAACCUGGCGGAGCUAUACAGAGUCAUGGGCGAGUGGGCAGCAGCGGAGCGUUUGUUCCUAGAAGCAGCAGAGCGGCUGAGACAAGCUGAGAUGCCGCUGCCCCUAGCUGCCACCCUGCACAACCUGGGAGGGCUGUACCUGCAGCAGGGGAAACUGGGGCAGGCUGGAUCUGAUCAGGCUCAACUGGAGAAGGCUCGUGUGUGCUACGAGCUCAAAGCCAAGGAACUGGGGUUAUCUCAUGCAGACUAUGCCAACACUAUGUUCCAUCUAGCAGAGGUAUUCCGUCGGUUGGGCAGAUGGGAGGAAGCGCAGGCGCUGCUGCGAGGGUCCGUGAAGAUCCUCGAGGACAGUGGGGGCAGUCGAGGGACAGCAGCAAUGGCAAGGCGAAUGAUGCUUCUGGCACAGAUGCUCGUGCAGGCUGCAUCCACGCCCCCUGCUUCCCCUCCAUCUGCCACCACCUCCCCCGCGCCUAUGAAAGAGCAGCAGCACCAGCAGCACCAGCAGCAGCAGCAGCAGCAGCAGGGGCAGCAGAGGGGCAGUAUGGGCUUUAGUGAGGGGGACAUUGAGCUCCUGAGGGAGGCUGAGCGGCUGCAGAGACGGGCAAUACAUGCCGUGGAGAUGGCGGAGGGCACGGAGGCCCCUUCCCUGGCCGGCAUGCUGGCAUCUCUGGCUGCCACACUUGAGAAGCAGAAACGACUGGAGGAGGCACGUGAAUUUCUACUCAGGUCUCUCCAUCUGAGGCAGACUGCUCUUGGCUCGGACCAUUUCCUUGUAGCCAGCACCCUCACUCCUCUCGCUGCAGUCACACUCCAGAUGCUCACAAGGCAACGAACCAGUGCAGAUGCUUCCAAGGGCGAGCAAGCAAAGGAGGAUGCUGAGCAGAAGGAGCAGCUUGAGGACACAAUCCGUGCCAUGCAACGUGCUGUCAGAAUCGCCCGCAAGGCAUGGCAGCAAGCAGCAGAGAAGCUGAAUGAAGCACCAGCAGCAUCACCAGCAGCUGCAGCGGACGAUGCAAGAAGCGAGAAGGCAGAUCCGGCCCGAAUGAACCGGAGCAGACCACCCCCACCUGCCUGUCUCACUCUCCUUGUGCAGUCUCUGGCCACUUCAGCACGGACCUUUCUCACUGCCCUGUGCUGCAACCCCUCCCACACUCAGCAGAGGCAGCAGUUGUCAGAGCAAGCAGCCUCUGCUUUGAAGGAGCUUGUGCACACUCUCUCCACUGAGCCAGCACGAGCCCUGGUGGACUCCAGCCAUGGCUUGCGAGUAUCCUGCCUGUCUGCCCUCCAGCAACUCACUGCACACCUUCGGGACCACCUUAGAGAUGGCGAGGCUAGUAAGAAGGCAAUAAUCCACGCCCCUGCGGGGAAGGCUGCUUCCAACAGUGAUACAGGGAGGUCAAGGGAUAGUAGCAAAGCCUCGAUAGCGCUCAGCGAGAAACGUGGUGGGCGUGGUGAACGACAAGGAGAAAGUGGCGUGGAGCUGAAGGGCAUGGCUGAGCGGUUGGACUUGCUGAUUGGAUCGAUGACAGGCUAAGAUAUCAUAACUCAGUCACUAACCACUGAGUUAAAAGAGCUUGUUACCGGUACCAUCAGCGCCCGGAUAGAAGACCUGUGGGUCUUAUCAUAUCAAUCUUCACGAUUUUUUAAAAAGUCAUACAUGGGAAAAAAACACCAACUUGGGUGUCUUAUAAUCGGAAUUUGUAUAUGC